AUAUACACUGUAAUGUAUAUAAUGUAUACAAGGCCUUCUCUGUUUUUGAUGUAACAUUACAGUGCAACAUCAGUUCUAGCAUAUGUACUACAGCAUUUUGAGUCUUUUUGGGGGGUUUAUGUGGAUAGAGAUAUUUCCUGAAACAAUGUUAAGUAUUCACAGGAAGUUUUUCCAAAAUGAUUAUGUUACAUUUCAUUAUGUUUCCCUGUGAAUAUGGCCUAAAACAACCACACACAUUGUGUUAUUGGCUACCCUUGCAUUUGUGUUGCACAGUUUCUCAUUUCUGAUUGGAUAACAAUUUGCAACAGUACCUAAUAAAAGCUGAUGCACAUGGGUCCGAGAUAAUAAACAGAUGAACAUUCUUGGUUAUGAUAUGAACAAAUACAAUGUAACACAUAGAAAAAAGAAAAAUUGAACUGAUUAAUUGACUUUUCCAUAAUUUGCUGAUACUAGAAAUCCAAAUGCAUGGAUGCAGAAGUGGCUGCCAACAGGACGCAAGAUUCUACGCAGUGUGUCGGCCUCUGACCUACAGAACUAAAAUAAACCAUCGCAGUGUUGCGAUCAUGAUCCUGCUGAGCUGGGGUGUUUCUGUGCUGAUUGGGAUUGGUGUGAUGACUGCUGGGUUAAACAGUGAAGAAUGUGAGGACGGAUGUUUAAUCGAUCUCGUUACAACAAACACUAUUGGGGGUAUUUUGUCAUUUUACCUCCCAGUGAUUGUAAUGCUCUGCAUCUACCUGAAGAUUUUCAUAGUUGCACAGAGACAGGCUCGCAGCAUCCACAACACAAUCAGCCAGAGCACAAAGUCUGGAGCAACAGUCAGUAAGAUGGAGAGAAAGGCCACUAAGACUCUGGCUAUAGUCUUGGGAGUUUUUCUUCUGUGCUGGUUGCCUUUCUUUCUUUGGAUCACAGUUCAGCCUGUUGCAAACAAUGUAGUCCCUGUCCCUGUGAUUGAGACACUCAACUGGCUCACACUGUCAAAUUCAAUGCUGAAUCCAUUCAUCUAUGCUUUCUUUUACAGCUGGUUCAGAUCAGCUAUCAGAAUGAUCAUCUCUGGGAAAAUAUUUCAAGGUGAUUUUGCCAACUCUAAACUGUUUUGACCUGUUUUAACCACAAUGACACUUGCUCCCUGGCUUAAUAGAGGGUAUUAUAUCAUGUUUUGUAACAAAAUGUGAUGGAGAAACGUAACCCCAUCAAUAUAACCCUGACACAAUGAAUAUGAUUGAAUUUGUAAAGAAAUAGAUACAUUUCUUGGCGUGGACCUACAUCAUUUAUAUUUAUUAAAUUAUAAACUGUAUAAAUCACUAAGGGAUUCUGAAUGGGUGGUGUAGUGGUUAGCACUGUUGCCUUUGCAGCAAGAGCCCUGGU
Messenger RNA from Solea senegalensis (Senegalese sole), 1365 nucleotides. RefSeq names its product trace amine-associated receptor 1-like. Gene Ontology annotation, biological process: adenylate cyclase-activating adrenergic receptor signaling pathway. Gene Ontology annotation, cellular component: membrane. The record is from RefSeq and is a predicted model, not a curated record. Gene Ontology annotation, molecular function: G protein-coupled receptor activity. The transcript is spliced from 2 exons. The coding region runs from base 462 to 1097 and encodes 211 amino acids. NCBI's taxonomy places the organism in Eukaryota, Metazoa, Chordata, Actinopteri, Pleuronectiformes, Soleidae.